AUGCGGCUUAUGCAGUUUCCAGGGCUGUUUCUGUGUUUUGCCACUACUCUGCUCUUCUUUCUCCCCUCCAUUCAAUAUGUGAAUUCGCAAAUACACCCACGAGGUCAAUACCCAUCCUCCUCCUCUAUAUCCUUCCCAACUUCGCCUCCGGAGUCAAGCUUUGAGAACAGUUUUGUCAGUGAGUACAACGUUUAUGAAGCAAGAGAGACACAUCCCGAAGCUCAGGUGACUUCUCCCUUUCCUCUCCAUUCUCCAUCUUUGUUAACACCGUCAAUUCGAAAGAGGAAAAUUCUCUCUCAAAGAGAUGACAUCUUGGAGAAGAUUUUUCUGAACUACAAAACUCAUGAGAGACCCACGGAACAGCUGGAUACUUCGACAAUUGUUCAAGUUAAUAUAAAGAUCCAAUCUAUCUUUUCAAUCGAUGUGCGAACCAUGGAUUAUUAUGUGGAUGCAUUACUUCGACAAGCCUGGAUUGACCCUCGUCUUGCAUGGGAUGAAAUGCCUGAGCACAGAAAUUUUACACAGCCUCUGGUUUCACCCAAAAUGAAGAACCAGCUUUGGCUUCCAGAUCUCUUCUUCCGUAAUGGCAAGGAAGGCUAUCUGCAUAAGAUGACCCUUCCUAAUUACCUUCUUCGUGUCUAUCCCAAUGGGCAAGUUCUGUAUAGUCAAAAGAUUACAAUGAGAUUCGCUUGUCAGAUGGAUUUGCAAACGUUCCCCAUGGAUGUUCAGGAAUGCGAUAUCAACAUGGGCUCUUAUGGGUACACACUAUCAGAGCUGAAGUUUGUGUGGAGUGAGAAGUCUCCUAUCGAAUUGAACAAGGACAUGCAGCUAUCUGAGUUUAACACACCAAAAGCGUUUGCCACCUUCGAUUGCACUUCUCAGGCUUCUACAUCCACCGGCAACUAUAGCUGUCUUUUAGCCAAAUUCUCGAUUGCUCGCCGACUAGGUUCGUAUCUUGUAACCACGUAUAUUCCCAAUGUUCUCAUCAUCAUGGUUUCAUGGUUGAGUUUUUGGGUUUCUGUCGACGCCGCCCCUGCACGUGUUCCACUCGGACUCAUGUCACUCCUCGGUAUCUUGACACAGGCCUCCUCUUUAGGCUCCAAUCUUCCACGCGUCUCCUACAUUAAGGCUAUUGAUCUGUGGUUAAUCUUCUCUAUCAUAUUUGUGAUCAGCGUCCUCGUAGAGUACGCUCUAGCUAUCACAUAUUUACGGAAGACGAGAAGGGGUCAGUGGAAGACGGAUUUACGCGCAAUCGUUCGCGAAGAACUGGCGCGAUGGUGUUCAGCGUGCCAGCAAAAGGAGUUGGAGAGUAUGCGGGCAGCUGGAGCGUCUGUGCCUAAGUAUCAAGCGGACUACUAUACCCAGAUGGAGGCCAUGAUCGCCUUCCGUGGAGUGGUGGAACAGUACCGCAAACGACGCCUCGCUAGCGCUAGAAAAAACGGCGUUAACAUAAAGAUUAAGAUUAUCACCGGGGUCACAGAAUCAGUCAUCGAUGCAUACAGUCGGUUUCUCUUCCCUCUCUGUUACCUUGUCUACAAUGCCUGCUAUUGGCUCUACUACCUCGUCCUUGUCAAGCAAUGA
Messenger RNA from Echinococcus granulosus, 1581 nucleotides. RefSeq names its product Glycine receptor subunit alpha-3. Gene Ontology annotation, biological process: chemical synaptic transmission; signal transduction; regulation of membrane potential. NCBI's taxonomy places the organism in Eukaryota, Metazoa, Platyhelminthes, Cestoda, Cyclophyllidea, Taeniidae. Gene Ontology annotation, molecular function: extracellular ligand-gated monoatomic ion channel activity; neurotransmitter receptor activity; chloride channel activity. The coding region runs from base 1 to 1581 and encodes 526 amino acids. The transcript has a single exon. The record is from RefSeq and is a predicted model, not a curated record. Gene Ontology annotation, cellular component: membrane; synapse; neuron projection.